Zingiber officinale is the source of this 1272-nucleotide messenger RNA. RefSeq lists its product as uncharacterized. The record is from RefSeq and is a predicted model, not a curated record. The coding region runs from base 38 to 982 and encodes 314 amino acids. NCBI's taxonomy places the organism in Eukaryota, Viridiplantae, Streptophyta, Magnoliopsida, Zingiberales, Zingiberaceae. The transcript is spliced from 10 exons.
UAGGGCUGCAGAACGGAAACAGAAGCGAGGAGUCAAAAUGGCGUCUUUGCUCGUCUCUCCUCCUCUUCCCUCUAGACUCCGCUCCUCUCUCGCGCUGUCCUCAUGCUUCCCAAUCCCCCACCUCGUCUUCGCCCGAUACUUCCCGUGGCGCAACGAUCCUUCGAGGCGUGGAGCUCUCGCUUGCUUCGCCCUCGCGGAGUCCGAUUUCGCUAAAUCGGGGGGCGGUGACAGCAGCGGAGACGGACAAGGAGGAAGCGACGAUGAGGAUCUACUCCCCCUCCUCCGCGACCUAGCUGAUAGCUUUGUUCUCCCUCCGGAUUACCUAUCGAAGCUCCCUCGCGAUCUCCGUCUCGAUUUGAAUGAUGCUGCCUUUGAUCUCUCGAACGGACCUAUCUUGGACGAGUGUGGCGAAGAGUUGGGGAAUUUGCUUCUGAAUAUUUCAAGAGCAUGGGAACAAGCUGAUACUUCGACGUCCAAUCGCCUUGCCAGGCAGUUGCCAUCAAUGGAUCGCCUCUUGACAGAGAAAGCUAAAGCAUCAUUUGGCAAACGGUUGGUAGCAGCUGGAAGGAGAUUUCAGGCGAUGGGGCAAUACGGUGAUGGAGAGCUGCAAAAGAUAGCCACAGUGAUGAUUAAGACUGGCAAACAGCUAUCUAGAUUUCCUGUCAUCAAAACAGCUGAAAAAUCUAAAUCAGAAACCAGGGCUUUUAAGUUUGGUGAAUUACAGGUUGCAUUGACUUCUGAAAAGGCUUAUAUUGGUGCUGGAAUUGGUCUUAUUUUUGGGGUUAUUUCAUGGCAGCUAAGUCAAGGCAUCCAAAGCAUACCAGAAAGCUCUCUAGAAUAUGCAAAUGAUAAUGCAUUGCUGUUGGCAAAGUCACUGAGAGGAGCUCUUCUAGUGAUAUUCUAUUCAUCGACGAUUCUAUCUGCAUUUGCAUCAGUAGGGCUUGUGUUGCUUGGAAGACAACUGAGUUCUGAAAACAAAUGAAUGUGAAUGUUAUUUCUAUAAGGUGGAUCUGUGAUUCUCAGAUUGAAGUCUUUGAAAAAAUCCUUUGCUACCAAUGGCAGAAAAUCGUAUGAAAGCAACGCAUUUCAGUCUUUCAGAUGAGUGUCUUGCAGCCGAGUGGUGUAUCUACCGACAGGAGGACGAAGCGACUUCAUCAGUAUGCUUCAGGUGACAUAACAAGGCUACAACCUUUUGUUGAUCUUUUAAUCUCUUCUUAACUCUUCUUUUCUAUAACAAGAUGUUAAGUUUCAGUUAUGGAAGUGUUUUUGGUA